Fraxinus pennsylvanica is the source of this 570-nucleotide messenger RNA. The record is from the annotation of a GenBank genome assembly. Lineage: Eukaryota; Viridiplantae; Streptophyta; Magnoliopsida; Lamiales; Oleaceae.
AUGGGUCCUAUAAAGGUUCAAGAAGGUGAGACGAGAAGGGUGAUCAAUGGCCCACGUCCAUUUCCAUUGAGAAUCAACAAGGAUUCGUCUAUGAUUCAAAAGCCCUCUUAUUCUAAAAAUACUUUUGGCCAUGAUUUGGGUGAUCAAAAGCAGCAAAACUCGGUUGUAGAGAAGAGGCAACCGGUGAUUAUUUAUACUUAUUCCCCUAAGGUUAUACACGCGCAAGCUCGAGAUUUCAGGGCUUUGGUACAAAAGCUAACUGGUCUUACAAGUUCUGAGGAAGAUACUGCGGAAGCAGAAUGUAAGAAGAAUGAUAUAAGUUCAUCUUCAGGAGAAAAUAAUGGUUUUAAGAUUGUCAAGGAAGAAAAGGUGAAACAUGGUAGUGAUACAUCUUCAAUUUCCCCCAUGAAUAAAGUACAUAAUCCAUAUUUGGCCGAUAUUCCUCUUUUCACUCCAAGUUCCAGUGACUUCCUUUUUUCAUCUCGGCCUCGGCUAUUUCAAUCACCAAGCAUGGCUAGUUCGAUGUCGCCUAGAUUAUUGGAAUUAAUGAAAGGACUUCCUGAAUAUUGA